UAGUGUGUCUGUGGUUCAAAAUGCUUGGUAUUAAAACAUAGUUUCAUAAUUUUUAUUAAAGUUUCAGUGGAUAUUUUAUGAAGAAUAUGAUAUAACUUGUGUACAACUAUGGCAUUCCUCUGUCCUGUAAGAAUAAGAAGGGGGAAAAAGAAGAAAUCAAGUAGUGGCGAUUCGGAUAAGGAGCUGUCACGCCCAGGGUCAGGCUUGAGUCCUGGUAUGGGGCGCAUCACAGGCUCAGCAAGCAUUGAAACAUUAGUGAGAGUUGGCAUUGAAAAAGAACAUGGGCUCAGUCCAGACUCUAAAAUGGUGGUCCUGCAUGAUUUUGCACCCUGUGUUGAUGAUGAACUUGAGGUAAAAAGAGGACAAAUUGUUAAUGUAUUAUACCGUGAAAAUGACUGGGUGUACGUUAUAGUGACGGAGUCUAGACGAGAGGGGUUCAUUCCUCAUUCAUAUUGUGCUCCAUGUGAUCACCAUGACUUGAAAAAGAAACUACCAAGAAGUCGGUCACCUACUGACAUGGCACAUAGAGAUGUAUCACAAUUGUCUUUAUCGGACGGAGCGACAAAUGACGGUCAUUCAGAAAUGGGGAGUGAAGGUGAAGCAUGCCCAUUUAGCAAGGAUCCUUCAGGGAGAUAUGUAGUCUUGUACACAUUCACUGCUAGGGACGAAAAUGAUGUUGAUGUGGAACGGGGCGAGUUUGUUACAGUUUUAAAUAGAGAAGACCCUGAUUGGUAUUGGAUUGUGAGGAGUGAUGGGCAAGAAGGAUUUAUUCCCUCUGGCUUUGUUUAUCCUGCUGUGGCACAAGCACCACAACCAGACAACACUCAGCAAAUUCACACACCACCAACAACAAAUCCAACAAACACAAUGUUGUCCAACAACAACAACAGUAUUAAUACAAUACAACAAGACAACGAUGGGAGGUAUCAUGGAACUGAGCUAGUCAUGCUGUAUGAUUAUAAGGCACAAGCUCCGGACGAUUUAUCUGUGAAAAGAGGUGAAUGGGUAUAUGCAGAUCUGACACAACAGACUGUAGAGGGGUGGCUAUGGGCGCACGCACCUAAGUCGCGGCGGUCCGGUUUCAUACCUACUGCAUACGCCCGCGCACCUCAUACUACGUCACUUUGAUAUAAAGGCUGAUAUGAAAAAUAACGUAAAGCCCUUCGUUUCUUUUCUCUGAUGUAUAAAAGUCUGUAAACACAUUCCUUGGGUAUGUUUGGAUCAUUAUCCCUUUUAUGAGUUAACUGGUUUCGUUCAAUUAACAGAAAUUUAUGUUAUUAUGAAAUUAGGACCUAAUAUAUAUUGUUAUCUUACAAUAUUUUUGGUCUUUUUUGGAUUUCUUUGACAAGAUAUACACAAAAUUAAUAUAUUUUAUGGCCUUUAUAGUUUACCCUAGUAAGUGAUAUAUUAGCAUGAUAUAAAGGUAUAUGAAUUUAAGAGCCCUUCCUAAUUAUAAUAAUAUUGUGGAAAGUAAUCGGAUUGCUUAGAAACAUUUUAGAUCUAUUAUUUUUCUACUUAAUGUUGCUAUAAGCUUAAACAGUAAGAUAUUUUAAGUUGUUUUUUUAUUAAUAUUUCACAAAUAAAGUGUACAAUAAAUAAGUCUUCCUUAGAAGUUAGAAUUAAGUAUCCAGUAUUGAGUUAAGAUCUGAUGAUUAAAAUUAGCAUUUAUUGUAAAUUCUCCGUCCAAAUUGACUGAUACAGUGUGUUACAAAAUUAUACUUUGGGUAUUAGAGCUCAUUCAAAUUAGCUGUGUGUAAGCGGCAGCAACAUCAAAUUAAAACCAGGGUGCUGGUGACAGAAAUGUUUAAAUCAUUUGAUUUAAUAGUUAAAACAAACGCAGCAGUCCAGCAUUCCGAGGCAUCAGAUACCUUUAUGUCCAUAGCUCAUGAACAUAUCUCACACUGCUGUCCCUUGUUAUAAAGCAGCUAAUUUGAAUGCAUCUUUAUAAUGUUAAGGUUUAAUUAUUAAUAAAAUACUUUUUUUUACAACAA
This is a messenger RNA of Pararge aegeria (speckled wood butterfly), 1991 nucleotides long. RefSeq names its product SH3 domain-containing protein Dlish (gene Dlish). The record is from RefSeq and is a predicted model, not a curated record. Bases 109 to 1128 code for a protein of 339 amino acids. The transcript has 7 exons. Lineage: Eukaryota; Metazoa; Arthropoda; Insecta; Lepidoptera; Nymphalidae. Gene Ontology annotation, molecular function: protein binding.